AUGGUACGCUUGCAUGCAGCUAUCGUUUCGUUUGCGUCAGGGAAAAAGAACUUACAGAUCAAUCUGUCAAAUGGAUUAGCGUACAUUAUAACUGGAGAAGUAGAGAAUUCGCUCUCCCCAAAUGACGAGGAUAUUAUUGAUGACGAGAACUACUGGCUUGGUCUCGGUAUGGUGGAUGUCGAGGCUGAAACGGAGUCAAUGCGUCACGAAGCCGAAGUUCGACUGCGAGCCCAGUCGAACGAGCUAAAACGAUUCCACGACAAAGUUUGUUUACGCGUGACGGAACGAGAACGACAGAAUCGUCUUAAUGCCCAGCGUGCACAGAAGUGCUUGGAUGCAAAAUGUGCAAAAGUGUUUUCAACCACGGAAUUGGUACAGCAUACAGGAAACUCUGGGACUGCACGAAUCUCGUCCCGCCCCUACUUUCAGAAAAUGAAAGAGGACAAGAAAGCCAUUCUAAAGGAUUGCCCAUUAGGAAAACACAUUGAAAAGAUGCUGCGUUUAGAUUCCCAGAUUCGGGAUGAUUUACUACAAUCAACUGAAACUUCAAGCUCACAAGAGUUAUCCAACAGCAGAAACGAAAACGGUGAUAACGAAGAUGUAAGCGAGACGACUGCGUCAUCAGCUUUGCUUCCAGAGCAGCGUGUUGCUCUGUACGCAACAGUUCGACGGCAAUACAUGGAAAUGAAUCGCGCCAAAGUGAAAAACAACGUUUGGCGAGACAAUUCUCAUUCUCCCUCCCCAAGCACGAAAUCUCCAGUGUCAAAAACCUCGACAGUAGGUCGAGUCAGCAGAGAUCAUCGCGAUAGUACAGACCACAAUGAGCAUACUGAACGUUGGGCUACGACUUUAACUGGUGUUAAAGUCAUCGAUAUGACUUCGGGGUGUGACGCUCGUGUGCAUCGUCAAACCACCACAUCGUCGACGCCAUGGAGGAAAAAGUCUGCAAAAGGCUCCAAAACUCAAGCAGCAACGAAAGAACAUGAGCGAUUUCUACGAGCUCUCCAAGCACAACUAGGAACUCCCGCUCUCUGCUCAUGUGCUAAGGCUGGGUCGUCGACGCAGCCAUGUGCUAACAACUGCGCGCUGUACAAGCAGCCCAAGAAGCGUGAGAAACUCCUCACUAGUGUGUACAAACAGCAACAGCUAGACGUUACCACAGCUGCCUCUCCGACCCGCUAG
Messenger RNA from Phytophthora nicotianae INRA-310, 1182 nucleotides. RefSeq lists its product as hypothetical. The record is from RefSeq and is a predicted model, not a curated record. NCBI's taxonomy places the organism in Eukaryota, Oomycota, Peronosporomycetes, Peronosporales, Peronosporaceae. Bases 1 to 1182 code for a protein of 393 amino acids. The transcript has 8 exons.